AUGGCACACAUCCGAUUCAGAACCACAUCUGCCGCGACCUCCCGCGCACACGGGCGCGCGCACGCGGGUGGCCUUCGGGUGCGCGUGCGUGCCGAGAGCGGGGACAGGACAACGCUGACGUCAGAUGGCGGCCGCUUUGUCGGACUCGUGCUACGAACCCGUCCGGAACCAGCAGAGAUGCAUCACUCCCUGUUCCCCCUCUGCGUCAUGGGACUCAUCGCGCUCUCAUCCGCCUGCUACAUCCAGAACUGCCCCCGGGGAGGGAAGCGGGCUCUGCCGGAGGCUGGAGGCAGACAGUGCAUGUCUUGCGGACCUGGAGACAGGGGCCGCUGCUUUGGCCCCAGCAUCUGCUGUGGGGAGGACCUGGGGUGCCUUCUGGGAUCCCCGGAAUCGGCUCACUGUGUGGAGGAGAACUACCUGCUGACGCCCUGCCAGGCGGGAGGGAGAGCGUGCGGACCUGAGGGGGGACGCUGCGCCGCCGCCGGCUUUUGCUGCUCCUCUGAGAGCUGUGUGAUGGACCCGGACUGCUUAGGGGAGAUGGAGGCCACAGAACCGGCCCACAGCUCGGCCAGGAGCUCGCCCACGGAGCUGCUGCUGCGUCUGCUUCAUGUGGCCAGCAGAGGACAGAAUGAGUACUGAUUCCUGCGGUCUGCUGAAACACACGCUGAGCCUCAAGUUCCCAAGUCCAAUUUCGUUCAGCUAAUCCUGCCUCGGUUUGAACUAUCUUCAGCUUGUUACACGAUAAGCCACUCAGACACAAUUCCUUGGAGAGAUUAAUCAUAAUGCUAAUGGUAGAUCUGAUGUUUGUUCACAGAUGAAAAAUGUAUAUACUAAUGCACAUACUGUAAACAGUACAAAGCUCCAGUUCAAAUAUGUGAGUUAUGACUAAAUUGUGUAAAUAUAUAGAAAUCUAUGAGAAUUGAAGUUGAAAACCAACCGAGUAAAAAUGCCGAAGUACACUUCUCUUGUGUAGUAGAAAUAUUAUUGUACAUUGAAAAUGGGAUAAAAAUACAAAAUGUUUCGCC
Menidia menidia (Atlantic silverside) is the source of this 1025-nucleotide messenger RNA. NCBI's taxonomy places the organism in Eukaryota, Metazoa, Chordata, Actinopteri, Atheriniformes, Atherinopsidae. The record is from the annotation of a GenBank genome assembly.